Molecule: messenger RNA, 744 nt
Organism: Fusarium mangiferae
Lineage: Eukaryota; Fungi; Ascomycota; Sordariomycetes; Hypocreales; Nectriaceae
Product: putative TPI1-triose-phosphate isomerase
Exons: 4
Coding region: 1-744 (247 amino acids)
Biological process (GO): glyceraldehyde-3-phosphate biosynthetic process; glycerol catabolic process; gluconeogenesis
Cellular component (GO): cytosol
Molecular function (GO): triose-phosphate isomerase activity
Source: RefSeq, a predicted model, not a curated record
AUGGCUCGCAAGUUCUUCGUCGGCGGCAACUUCAAGAUGAACGGCUCCAAGUCGUCUAUCAAGGAGAUUGUCGAUAACCUCAACAACGCUGAUCUCGACAAGAACGCUGAGGUUGUUGUCUCUCCUCCUGCCAUCUACCUCCCUCUCGUCCGUGAGACCCUCCGCAAGGACAUCGAGGUCGCCGCCCAGAACGUCUUCAACAAGCCCAACGGUGCCUUCACCGGCGAGAUCUCCGUCUCCCAGCUCAAGGAUAGCGACAUCAACUGGGUCAUCCUCGGUCACUCUGAGCGUCGUGAGAUCCUCGGCGAGUCUGACGAGACCAUCUCCUCCAAGACCAAGUACGCCACUGAGAACGGCCUCAAGGUCAUCUGGUGCUGCGGCGAGACCCUCGAGACCCGUGAGGCUGGCAAGACCAUCGACUUCGUCUCUAAGCAGCUCGAGUCCCUCAAGUCCCAGAUCUCCGACUGGUCCAACAUUGUCAUUGCCUACGAGCCCAUCUGGGCUAUCGGCACCGGCAAGGUUGCUACCACUGAGCAGGCUCAGGAGGUCCACAAGGCUAUCCGUGACCUCCUCCGUGGUAUCAGCGACAAGGUUGCUGACGAGACCCGAAUCCUCUACGGCGGCAGUGUCAACGAGAAGAACUGCGGCGAGCUCUCCAAGCAGCCCGAUAUUGACGGUUUCCUUGUUGGCGGUGCUUCUCUCAAGCCUGCUUUCGUCGACAUCAUCAACGCUACCAAGCAGUAA